This is a messenger RNA of Rattus norvegicus (Norway rat), 3272 nucleotides long. It is a transcript of the gene Pip4k2c, whose product is annotated as phosphatidylinositol-5-phosphate 4-kinase type 2 gamma. Gene Ontology annotation, molecular function: phosphatidylinositol kinase activity; 1-phosphatidylinositol-5-phosphate 4-kinase activity. NCBI's taxonomy places the organism in Eukaryota, Metazoa, Chordata, Mammalia, Rodentia, Muridae. Gene Ontology annotation, biological process: phosphatidylinositol metabolic process. Gene Ontology annotation, cellular component: cytoplasm; endoplasmic reticulum. The record is from RefSeq and is a predicted model, not a curated record.
GCGCAGGUGAGCACCGCUUCCGGGUCGGGCUUCGGAGUCGCGGCCGGCUCCCGCUUCCACUCGCUUGGGUGCGCGGGAGAUUAUGGCGUCUUCCUCCGUCCCUCCCGCCACCGCACCCGCGGCAGCUGGAGGCCCCGGCCCGGGAUUCGGCUUCGCCUCCAAAACCAAGAAGAAGCAUUUCGUGCAGCAGAAAGUGAAGGUGUUCCGGGCCGCCGACCCACUGGUGGGCGUGUUCCUGUGGGGCGUCGCCCACUCGGUCCAGCCCCAGGCUACAGGGACUGGCCAGGAUCCGGCUGCAGCCAGAGGGACAUUAAGGGGAGUGGCUCUGAAGGGUUAUUGAUCAACGAGCUCAGUCAGGUGCCACCCCCAGUGAUGCUGCUGCCAGACGACUUUAAAGCCAGCUCCAAGAUCAAGGUCAACAAUCACCUUUUCCAUAGAGAAAAUCUUCCCAGUCAUUUCAAGUUCAAGGAGUAUUGUCCCCAGGUCUUCAGGAACCUGCGAGAUCGGUUUGCCAUUGAUGAUCAUGAUUACUUGGUGUCCCUUACUCGAAGCCCCCCAAGCGAAACCGAAGGCAGUGAUGGCCGCUUCCUUAUCUCCUAUGACCGCACUCUGGUCAUCAAAGAAGUAUCCAGUGAGGACAUCGCGGACAUGCACAGCAACCUCUCCAAUUACCACCAGUACAUAGUGAAGUGUCACGGCAACACCCUUCUGCCCCAGUUCCUGGGCAUGUACCGGGUCAGUGUAGAAAAUGAAGAUAGCUAUAUGCUCGUGAUGCGCAAUAUGUUUAGUCACCGUCUUCCUGUGCAUAGGAAGUAUGACCUCAAGGGCUCUCUGGUAUCCCGGGAAGCCAGCGAUAAGGAAAAGGUUAAAGAACUGCCAACACUGAAGGAUAUGGACUUUCUUAACAAAAACCAGAAAGUGUAUAUUGGUGAAGAAGAGAAGAAAGUGUUCCUGGAAAAGCUGAAGCGAGAUGUGGAGUUUCUAGUGCAGCUGAAGAUCAUGGACUACAGCCUUCUACUGGGCAUCCACGACAUCAUUCGGGGCUCUGAACCGGAGGAAGAGGGGCCUGUGAGGGAGGAGGAGUCAGAGUGGGAUGGGGACUGUAACCUGACUGGACCUCCUGCUCUGGUAGGCUCCUAUGGCACCUCCCCUGAGGGCAUUGGAGGCUACAUUCAUUCCCACCGGCCCCUGGGCCCAGGAGAGUUUGAGUCCUUCAUCGAUGUCUAUGCUAUCCGGAGUGCUGAGGGGGCCCCCCAGAAGGAGGUGUAUUUCAUGGGCCUCAUUGACAUUCUAACACAGUAUGAUGCCAAGAAGAAAGCAGCUCAUGCAGCCAAAACCGUCAAGCAUGGGGCAGGGGCGGAGAUCUCCACUGUCCAUCCUGAGCAGUACGCUAAGCGAUUCCUGGAUUUUAUUUCCAACAUCUUUGCCUAAGUGGCCGCCUGACCGGGGUGAUCGCUGCUUUAUGUUGGAGGUGGCAGGUUCUGAGAGGCUUAGGGGAGCUGGAUUUGGCCAUUACUUCUCUUUGCUAAAUUCAGGCUACAGGCUCCUUCCAUCCAAAUACCUUUGUUCUGGCGGAUAAUGUUUUCCUGUCCCAGAACUACACUGUCCUUUCUCCCCUCAUCCAUCUCUCUGCCCUCCCUCCUUGCUCCCAGUAAGCCCGCCUGCUUCAUUAGAGUGUUAUUGUCAACUCUCCUAAGUGCCUUGAUCUUUGAAAAAUACCUUGUUUCUGUGAAUUAGGAGGAGCUGGGGGCAGGGGCUGUUUGCCAUCUUCAGGGCCUGACUGGACGGUGGAUAUGGCGCACGCAACUGCCCUGGUGCACUUUGCAGUAGUAUGGAAGGAACUAAAUGUGUGGGUUCUGCUGACACCUUUCUGGGGCACUUUGUGGCAUGCAUUGCUUCCUUCCUGGUAAGCCCUGGAACGGAGGGCUUUCAGGACACUCCAGUGUGGGUGCAGGCAUUCACGUAGGGACAGUCUGGCCUGGAGGUCAGGGGAAUGCUCAGCAGGCUGGUACCUACCUCACAAGGCAGGACCUAAGUGGACUUUUGCGAUUAUGCAGAGGAUGGAGAAGGUCCUUGUCAAGCAUUGGCUGUUCCCAUUCUCCUUCCCCACCCUACUUUCACCUCUUCCCAUGAGUCCUGGGUGCCAGAGCCUUGAGGCCAGAGGUGCCCAAGCUUAGGUGCAGGGAGAGCAUAGAGGCUGGGAGGACAGGUCGGAGUGCAGGGUUCAUUCCCUGUGUGACACCCUUUCUUCCCGUCUACUUACUCCCAGGACUUCAUUCUAGCAGAGGGGAAUAAUAGCUCUAUCUGGUCUGUCUCCAUAAUUUUGAGAGGAUAGCGAUCUUGAGUAUGGGAACCUCCCUGUCCCCAGGACGUGUAUGCCUAGCACUUGCUCCUCCUUCUCUCCACUAUCCACCCCCAGAGAGGAGUCAGAGCCAUAACUCAGUCACCCAGUCCCCUCCAAAGAUGUACAAUAUCCUCAGACUAGAGAGGAACUGCUAGGCCUGGUAGCUCCUGCCUGUAAAUCCAGCACUCAGGAGGCUGAGUCAGAAUUACUCAAGGGAGUUCAAGGCCAGCCUGGGCUACUGAGACCUGGUCUCAGGACAACUCAAAACUAGGCUUGGGUUUGAGCACUGGAGACGAUAGCUUAGUCGGUAGUGUGCUUGCCUGGCAUGUACAAAGCUGGGCUCCACCCCAGCGCCACAUAAGCCAGGUGAAAGCCUUGGGAAAAAGUGGUAAGGAGGAUCAGGCAUUCAAGGUCACCAUCAGUUACCUGGCAGGGUUGAGGCCAGCCAAGGAUACAUGAGACUUCUUGAGGAAAACAAUUCUGAGAUGAGAUAGAUUGUCUUUGUCUCUGCCCAAAGCCUUUGGAAGCAAGACACUCAUCCUUGCUGUUCUGCUCCCCUGCGGAGCUCAGCGCUCUGGAGGUGAGGUGGGCAUUGAGGGCAAGAAGCUACUUUGCUGUGUGACCUCAGGGUCCUCAAGGAGAAGCCCACCUGUCUUCCUCUACACCAAAGGAGGCAGCAAGAGGUGUGUCCAGUUGGGGUGAGAGGGUCCCGGUGAGUCACUUCAAUCCCACAACCAACCUUUCCAUGGUUGAAUGCAAUAAAGUGACACCAGCAGCUGUUCUUUAGAACUGGGUUUCUGACCAUGAGGUUAUGGUCAUGGGCAGUAUUACCACCUUCACUUAUUGCUUCUGUUAUCCAUCAUUUUUGUUUUGUUAAUAAAAUAUCUAUUUACUCCCAAUAUCACAAUAAAUUAUUUGAUCUAAACCA